Molecule: messenger RNA, 3409 nt
Organism: Mesitornis unicolor (brown roatelo)
Lineage: Eukaryota; Metazoa; Chordata; Aves; Mesitornithiformes; Mesitornithidae
Gene: C5
Product: complement component 5
Exons: 26
Cellular component (GO): extracellular region
Molecular function (GO): endopeptidase inhibitor activity
Source: RefSeq, a predicted model, not a curated record
CUCCAACCAACAGAUUUACCAAGAACAGAGAAUUCAGUCCAGUAUGUGUAUCUGGAAGCUGUUUCUUCGCAUUUUACAAGAUUAAAAACAAUUCCUGUUUCCUAUGAGAAUGGGUUUCUUUUCAUCCAUACAGACAAACCAAUUUAUACUCCUGAUCAGUCAGUGAAAGUCAGGGUUUACUCUCUGAAUGAGGAACUACGGCCAGCUCGGCGAGAAACUGUCCUGACAUUUGUGGAUCCUGAAGGAGUAAAAGUGGAUAUUAUAGAAGAAGAUGAUUUUACUGGAAUAGUUUCUUUUCCUGACUUCAAGAUUCCUCCUAAUCCUAAGUACGGAAUUUGGCAGAUUGAAGCCAAGUAUAAGAAGAAUUUCAUAACCUCGGCUGUUGCCAAAUUUGAAGUUAAGGAAUAUGCAAUGCCAAGCUUUUCCAUCGCCAUAGAGCCAGAAAGUAACUUUAUUAGUUCUGAUAAAUUUGAGAACUUCAGGAUUGUUGUGAAAGCUAGCUACUUUUAUAAUAAAAAACUUCCAAGUGCUGAUGUUUUUCUUCGUUUUGGAAUAAUUGAAGAAACUGAAAAAAGAAUGAUGCCUUAUGCAAUGCACGUAACUAGGAUUGAAAAUGGAGUUGCUGAGAUAAAUUUUAACAGUAAGACAGCAGUGAGUUCUAUAGGGUUUCAAAGUCUAGAAGAAUUGGAUGGGUCAUAUUUAUAUAUUGUGGUAUCAGUGUUGGAGUCUACAGGUGGCCUCAGUGGUGAAGCAGAAUUUGCUGGAGUCAGAUUUGCUGUAUCUCCUUACAAAUUGAGUUUGAUUGCUACUCCUCUCUUUGUGAAGCCUGGACUUCCGUUCUUCAUUAAGGUGCAGGUGAAAGAUACAGGAGAGAAAUUCGUUGGAAAUGUCCCUAUAACCAUCACUGCAAAAUCAUUCAGUGAGCAAAUGGAUGAGACUGAGUUGAUAUCAGAGGGUUCAGAAUCCAGGAGAAGAAAAACAAGCAUCAGUGAUGGCACUGCCUUGUUUGUUGUUAAUAUCCCAUCUGAUAGCAAAAGGUUGGAGUUUCAAGUAAAAACUGCAGAUCCACAUCUUUCAGAUGAAAACCAAGCAAGUAAAACCUAUGAAGCAAAAGCUUAUUCAUCAUUAAGUCAGAGCUACCUGUAUAUUGACUGGGCUUCAAACCACAAAAUACUACAAGUUGGGGAUUUCAUAAAUAUUAAUGUAUAUCCACAAAGUCGGUAUAUUCAUAAAAUACAUCACUACAGCUAUUUGAUCACGUCGAAAGGGAAGAUAGUAAGCUUUGGAACUCAGAAGAGAAUGAAGGAUUUGGAGUAUGAACAUCUGACUUUUCAGAUAACCCAAGAAAUGGUUCCUUCAGCACGUCUCAUUGUUUACUACAUAGUCAUGGGAGAAGAAACGGCUGAGUUAGUAGCUGAUUCUGUUUGGCUGAAUGUGGAGCAGAGGUGUGGAAAUAGUCUUGAUAUUAAGCUGCAAUCAAGCAAAGCAAUACUGAAUCCAGCAGAAGUUGUAUCCCUUAACAUGAAAACACAAUUCAAUUCCUUUGUUGCUCUGUCAUCUAUUGACAAGGCAGUAUAUGGAGUCACGGGAAGAGGAAAGAGAGCAAUGGAAAAAAUAAUGCUACAUUUGGAAAAGAGUGACCUUGGCUGUGGUGCUGGAGGAGGACAGAACAACGUUGAUGUAUUCAGAAUGGCUGGGCUUACAUUUCUAACUAAUGCAAAUGCUGAUGAUUCAAAUGAAGCAGGUGAAACUUGCAACGAAGUUUUAAGAACCAAACGAUCUGACUUCAAGGAGCGGAUACUCAAAGAAGCAUCCAAAUACGUACAUCCAGAAAUUCGAAAGUGCUGCAUGGCUGGAGUGAAAGCAUAUCCAGUCUCUGAGACUUGCAGUGAUAGAGCUCAACGGAUUCGGAGUAAUGCAAAGUGCAUUUCUGCAUUCAGAGAUUGCUGUGAAUUUGCAAACAGGCUGCGGGAGGAAGAACCUAAUAAGCUUCUAAUAUUGGCAAGAAUGCAUUUUGAGGCUCUUUUGGAACUGGAUGAGGCAGAAGUUCGUAGCUACUUCCCUGAAAGCUGGUUGUGGGAAGUUCACCAGGCUUCUCCAAGGUCAAAGACUCUCUCUAUCACCUUGCCUGAUUCGCUUACUACCUGGGAAGUACAAGGAGUUGGCAUUUCUGAUAAAGGUAUAUGUGUUGCUGCACCGUUGGAAGUACAAGUGGUAAAAGAUAUCUUCCUGAGCGUUCAUGUUCCGUAUUCUGUGGUGCGAGGAGAACAAAUUGAGUUAAAAGGAUCUGUUUAUAACCAUAAAGCUUCUGCAAUUAAGUUCUGUGUUAAAAUAGCAACUGGAAAUGGCAUCUGUUCUUUUGGAGAUUCUGCAAAUACGGGAUCGAGGAUACGCAAUUGUAAUCUUAAGAAUCUAGAUGGCGGUUCUUCAUCACCAGUUACAUUCAGAAUACUUCCUUUGGAAUUAGGUCUUCACACGAUCAACUUUACAUUGCUGACAGCCAGGAACAGUGAAACUGUGGUUAAAACGUUACGUGUAAUGCCAGAAGGCAUUAAGAAAGAAAUUCAUGCAGGUUUCACUUUGGAUCCACAGGGUGUUUAUGGCUCAAUCAAGAGAAGACAGGAAUUUCGAUAUAAAAUCCCACUAAAUCUGGUACCUAAAACAACAAUUGAGAGAAGUGUCAGUGUAAAAGGACACCUGAUGGGCGAAGCAAUUGCCACAGUCCUCAGUCCUGAUGGUCUCAGUAUUCUUACUAAUCUGCCAAAGGGCAGUGCAGAGGCAGAGCUUAUGAGUAUUGCCCCAGUGUUUUAUGUGUUUCGCUACUUGGAAGAGUCAAAUAACUGGCAUAUACUGGGUCCUCAAACCUUAACUUCAAGAACACAAAUGAGGAGGAAGAUGAAAGAAGGAAUUGUAAGCAUCUUGUCAUUCAGAAAUUCUGACUUCUCAUAUAGCAUGUGGAAGAAUCAGCAAGCUAGCACCUGGCUGACAGCUUUUGCUUUAAGGAUUCUUGGACAAGUGAAUAAAUAUAUAGAUCUUGAUCAGAUUUCUGUUUGUAAUUCACUUCUGUGGUUGAUUGAUAACUGUCAAAUGCCAGAUGGGUCAUUCAGUGAAUUUUCAGAUUACCAACCAGUGAAACUACAGGGUACAUUACCUAGAGAAGCUAAAGAAAAAACUUUGUAUCUCACAGCAUUUUGUGUUAUUGGAAUUGAAAAGUCAAUUAAAAUAUGUCCUACUCAGAAAAUCCAUGAUGCUAAAAAUAAAGCAGGGGAUUAUCUGAUGAAAAAUGUGCAGUCUGCUCAAAGCCCCUUUACUAUGGCAAUAACUUCGUACGCUUUAGCUCUGGUGGAUUUGAACCAUCACUCUGCACGAUCGGCGUUCUCUGCACUGAAGAAGGAAGCAUCUGUCAUAG